Cornus florida is the source of this 4170-nucleotide messenger RNA. Its product is annotated as isoleucine--tRNA ligase, cytoplasmic-like. The record is from RefSeq and is a predicted model, not a curated record. Gene Ontology annotation, biological process: isoleucyl-tRNA aminoacylation. Gene Ontology annotation, molecular function: tRNA binding; ATP binding; aminoacyl-tRNA deacylase activity. NCBI's taxonomy places the organism in Eukaryota, Viridiplantae, Streptophyta, Magnoliopsida, Cornales, Cornaceae. The coding region runs from base 131 to 3679 and encodes 1182 amino acids. The transcript has 27 exons.
UUUCUUUCAAUCUAGGGUUUUUGAUAGACUGAUACACCGAUACUCUCCCAAACUCCAGUCCGCCCACUUCACCUUCCUCUCUCCCUACAUACGUUUCAUACAUUCUCUCUAGACUCUCUAAGUGGCGGGCAUGGACGAUGUAUGCGAAGGCAAGGACUUCUCGUUCCCGAAGCAAGAAGAGGGAAUCCUCCAAUGGUGGACCGAAAACAAUGCCUUCGAGACCCAGCUCGACAGAACAAAGGACCUCCCAGAGUAUAUUUUCUACGACGGACCACCAUUUGCCACCGGUCUUCCUCACUACGGCCACAUUCUCGCCGGCACGAUCAAGGACAUAGUGACCCGGUACCAGACCAUGACGGGCCACCACGUGACCCGGCGAUUCGGAUGGGACUGCCAUGGCUUGCCCGUCGAGUUCGAGAUCGAUACCAAGUUGGGAAUUAAGAGCAGAGAGGAUGUGCUGAAGAUGGGGAUUGAUAAAUACAAUGAGGAGUGUCGGAGUAUUGUGACGCGGUACGUGGACGAGUGGGAGAAGAUUGUAAGCAGGACCGGUCGGUGGAUCGAUUUCAAGAAUGAUUACAAGACUAUGGACUUGAAGUUUAUGGAGAGUGUUUGGUGGGUAUUUUCUCAGCUAUUUGAAAAGGGUCUCGUCUAUAGAGGUUUCAAGGUUAUGCCAUACAGCACCGGUUGCAAGACUCCAUUGUCUAAUUUUGAAGCCAAUUCGAACUAUAAGGAAGUACCUGAUCCUGAAAUCAUGGCGACUUUCCCAAUAGUUGAUGAUCCAGAUAGUGCAGCUUUUGUAGCGUGGACAACGACACCAUGGACACUCCCUAGUAAUCUUGCCCUCUGCGUCAAUGCAAAUUUUGUCUAUGUAAAGGUUCGCAACAAGUUCAAUGGAAAAAUCUAUGUGGUUGCUGAGUCUCGACUGUCAGAGCUUCCGAUCGAGAAACAAAAAAAAGGCGUACCCAAUGGGUCUGUUCAGGAUUCCAAAAAUUCAAAGACCAAGGGACCUUCUAGUGGGAAAACUAAGAAUCAGGGGGAUACUUACGAGGUGUUGGACAAAUUCCCGGGAGCUUCACUUGUUGGAACAAAGUAUGUACCAUUGUUUGAUUUCUUCAUGGAGUUUUGUGAUGUGGCAUUUAGAGUUGUUGCAGACGACUAUGUAACAUCUGACAGUGGGACUGGUGUUGUUCACUGCGCUCCUGCAUUUGGUGAAGAUGAUUACCGAGUUUGUCUUGAAAAUCAAAUAAUUAGUAAGGGAGAGAACCUUAUCGUAGCAGUUGAUGAUGAUGGCCUCUUUACUGAAAAAAUCACUGACUUCAGUAGGCGCUAUAUCAAGGAAGCAGAUAAAGAUAUUAUUCAAGCGGUGAAGGAUAAAGGCAGGCUCGUCAAGUCUGGAAGCUUUACCCAUCCUUAUCCUUUUUGUCCGAGAUCGGAUACUCCUCUUAUUUAUAGGGCAGUUCCUAGCUGGUUUGUUGCAGUGGAGAAGUUGAAAGAUGAACUGCUAGAAAACAACAAACAAACGUACUGGGUCCCUGAAUUUGUGAAGGAAAAACGCUUUCACAAUUGGCUAGAAAAUGCAAGAGACUGGGCUGUUAGUCGAAGUAGAUUCUGGGGAACUCCUCUUCCAAUAUGGAUUAGCGAGGAUGGUGAGGAAACAAUAGUUAUGGAUUCAAUUGAUAAACUUGAAACGCUUUCUGGAGUCAAAGUGACUGAUUUGCAUCGUCACCAUAUUGAUCACAUCACUAUUCCUUCAGGCCGUGGUCCUAAUUUUGGCGUGCUUCGACGUGUAGAUGAUGUGUUUGAUUGUUGGUUUGAGAGCGGGUCCAUGCCUUACGCUUAUAUCCAUUAUCCGUUUGAGAAUGCUGAACGUUUUGAGCACAAUUUCCCUGGCCAUUUUGUGGCAGAGGGGUUGGAUCAAACUCGUGGAUGGUUCUAUACUCUCAUGGUCUUGUCUACUGCAUUAUUUGGGAAACCAGCAUUUAGGAAUCUCAUUUGCAAUGGGCUUAUCCUUGCUGAGGAUGGUAAAAAGAUGAGUAAAAGAUUGAAGAACUAUCCUCCAUGUAUGGAAGUCAUUAAUGAAUACGGGGCUGAUGCGUUACGACUGUACCUUAUUAAUUCACCAGUUGUUCGUGCAGAGCCUUUUCGUUUCAAAAAGGACGGAGUUUAUGGUGUUGUCAAAGAUGUUUUUUUGCCAUGGUACAAUGCAUACAGGUUCCUUGUUCAGAAUGCAAAAAGACUUGAGAUCGAGGGAUUUGCACCAUUUGUUCCUAUUGAACAGUUCACUCUUCAAAAGUCGUCUAAUGUGCUUGAUCAGUGGAUCAACUCGGCCACUCAGAGUCUGGUUCAUUUUGUCUGCCAAGAAAUGGAUGCAUAUCGACUGUAUACGGUGGUUCCUCAUCUCCUGAAAUUUCUUGAUAACCUUACGAAUAUAUACGUGCGGUUGAACCGUAAGAGACUUAAAGGCCGGACAGGAGAAGAAGAUUGCAGGACAGCACUUUCAACUUUAUACCAGGUGCUUCUAACUUCUUGCAAAGCAAUGGCUCCAUUUACGCCAUUCUUUACUGAAGUUCUGUACCAAAAUUUGCGAAAAGUUUGCAAUGGAUUAGAGGAAAGCAUCCACUAUUGCAGAUUUCCUCAAGAAGAAGGAAAGGGCGGGGAACGUAUUGAACAAAGUGUUAAUAGAAUGAUGACAAUUAUUGAUGUUGCCCGCAAUAUCCGCGAGCGUCAUAAUAAGCCUCUUAAAACUCCACUUAGGGAGAUGGUUGUAGUUCAUCCGGAUACCGAGUUUCUUGAUGAUAUAACUGGAAAACUAAAUGAGUAUGUGCUAGAGGAACUCAAUGUAAAAUCCAUUGUCCCAUGCAAUGAUGUUUUGAAGUAUUCCUCUUUACGUGCAGAGCCUGAUUUCAGCGUGUUAGGUAAACGGCUUGGAAAAUCAAUGGGAGUUGUUGCCAAGGAAGUCAAGGCAAUGUCACAAGAAGAUAUUUUAGCUUUUGAGAAAGCUGGCGAAGUUACUAUUGCUACACACUGUCUGAAGCUGUCUGAUAUUAAGAUUAUUCGAAGUUUCAAAUGUCCUGAUAAUAUGACAGAAGAGGAAAUUGAUGCGGCAGGAGAUGGUGAUGUCUUGGUGAUCUUGGAUUUCCGUCCUGACGAGUCAUUGUUUGAGGCUGGUGUUGCUCGUGAGGUUGUUAAUAGGAUCCAGAAGUUGCGGAAGAAAGCUGCUCUUGAGCCUACUGACACGGUGGAGGUUUACUUUAGAUCACUGGAUAAAGAUAAAUCCGUCUCACAAAGAAUUUUGGAUUCACAGGAACUAUACAUUAGGGAUGCAAUUGGUUCUUCUUUGCUUCCUGCUUCCAUGAUUCCACCACAUGCUGUGAUCCUUUGUGAGGAGAAUUUCAAGGGCAUUUCUAAUUUAGAAUUCAUCAUCACAUUGGCCAGACCUGCUUUAAUGUUCAACUGUGAUGUCCUUCUUGCACUAUAUACAGGAGACACAAAAUUUGCCCAAGGUUUACAGACCUAUUUGCUAUCAAGGGAUUACCAUAAUUUAAAGUUGGAGUUUCAACUUGGAAAUGGAAAGAUUAAGGUUGAUUGCAUUGAAAAUCAGCCUGCAGUGGACGUGCUGUUAGGACAACAUGUAUUCUUGACAGUUGGGGAUUACUUCUUGAGCACAAAAACUCAGUGAUUUGAUCUCAUUGGUUGGUUUUACAUUCUUCAAAAUCUUUAUUUUUUUGGAAGAGUAACCAAAAAGAAGGGGCUAAACAAAGAGAAACACAUGAUUUCCAAAGGGAUACAUGCAGGCGGUUAUAGUUGUUAUUGUUGCUUUGUUGUAUAUGAACGGAGUUUCCGGAAAAUACAUACAGAUAUUAAUGAUUGAGAAUCGCGUGUAAAUAUCAUGGCGGUGUACCUGCAUUUGCACUGAAAAGGUUGUCCAUUAUUUUCCAUUUACAAUAAGGAGCUUAGGAUAUUUUUUGUGAAUUUUCCUGCUCGGUUGCACCAAUUAUUGACAAAGUGAACAAUACUUGAACCUGACGGAGUUAUCUGUACUCCAGAGCUCCUCGUGAGUUGAUGUGAUUGUAGUUUGAUUUACAAGUGACUAGAAUGAGAUGGUGUUGAUAAUGUAUGUGUAUGGGAUUGUUUUUGGCUGGGGCUCUUUUCCCUUUUUCUCCCCCAAAA